GCGCAGUGUCUACGGCAGCAGGUCUCUCGUCUCUCAUUGCGGCGGCUGAAGAUCAUCGAGCGGCGGGCGAAAUGUCGCUGCAGCGCCGGUGAAUAUCCGGAGGAGAGGAGAAUGAUGAUGGAGGAAUCCGACAGCAUCCCCUGCACCGCGGAGGACGGACUCUUGUCCAGCUGGAGGUGGAACAGAACCGCCCGGGAUCAAGUCCAAAUCAAGCCGAAGAUCCGCGAUCUGCCCGGAUUACUAAAACACGGACUGAACCUGCGCAAAAAGAGCCAGUCACCUGACACCAUCCCAGGACCCAGUACGGGUGUCACACCCAAACCCAAGACGUGUUCUCAGAGUUUCCCUUGCGCUGGACGCGCCCUGAGAAAUGCAUUUCUGUCUCAUGGACCGUAUCCAGCUAAAGACAAGAUUCACCUCGCCAGGAUUAUCAGGAGGAGUUAUGUUGGUGUGGAGCUGGUACAGUGGCUAAUGGAGCAAUGUUUGUCGGUUCAGUGUCGGUUAAUGGCGUCACGGGUUUGGCAGGUGCUGCUGGAGUUGGGAAUACUACACUCAGUUGACCAGCGGUUGGUGUUUGAAGACUCUAACACAUACUAUCAGUUCUCGUUUGAGGAGUGCGACACUCAGGGUUGUGAAUUUCGUAACGAGGAAGAAUGGCAGAAUGGAGUCCGUCUUCUGCUGCAGAUGGUACCCUACGUGCAGUUCAGAGUCGUCAGUCCACCCGAGGAAGACCCCGACAGAAAGCGAGAUAUCUGCGGGGAGAUUCUCCAGAUGAAAGCUCUGGAGAGACUCACAUCUACAGUACAGAAUGAACUUGCCGCUGCUCUCGAAAAGGCCAAGAAAUCCAUGUUAGAGGACGACAGCUCGGCGGCAUCAGACAAUUCUCCACAAGAACCCACAAAACCCACCGAAGACAACAGCAAGCAGGCAGGCGUCUGCGCUCUCCGACCUCCCGAUGACUUCUCGCGGUUAGAGAUGGUCCAGCGGCUGGCCAAGGACGGGUAUCGGUUCCUUCAGAACCAGAAUUACCGGCUCCCUGACCGUUCCACACAGGCGCAGGGUGAGGGCGCGGUGCGCGUGUGUUUGAAGGAGCGAGGUCAGGACGUGUUGGUUCUCAAGCGAGUUCCAUCAGAUCCUUCGUCUCCACAAACGGCGGGAGUCAAAGACGAGGAUGGUGAUAAAAGGUAUGUCGUGGUGUCCGGGACGCCCCACAAGAUCCUGGAGCACCUGCUGAGUGACCUUCGCCUGGACGAGCAGCAGGGAGCGUCGGAGGGCAAAGAGGCGGAAAUGCUUCUGGAUGACUUCCUGUUGACGUAUCUGGUCUUUAUGUCCACCAGUGAGCUCUGCCAAGCCCUGCUGGGACACUACUGUACUAAGCGUGUACAAAGUCAAGGGAAGGAGGAAGGAAAGGAGGCCCUCUUUAGGAAGCGGAAGGUACUGCACCUUGUGUCCCAGUGGAGCGCUCUCUACAAGGACUUCCUGCGAGAAGAGGAGAACGUCAAACUCUUCAUGAAGACGCUGUAUCGAUACGUGCUGGAGGACGUUUAUGAGUUUCCUACUCUGGAAAAAGACCUCAAGGAAUUCCAGAAACUUCUGCGACGCAGACACACGAUGGAUGAUUAUUCUCCACACCAAAAGAAUAAAGCGCUCUUCCAGCAACUGAGUCUGAAGGAGAACUGUGUUCCGCUCCGAGCGUCUCCAGUUGAGUGUAAAGAAGUAAUGUGUCACGUGUAUGUGAGCUGUGAUUCGUAUCUCAGUAUGAGAGUAAAACCAGUCGUAAUCGCUCAAGAACUGCUGCACAUCAUCGCUCAACGGAUGGACAGAGCAGAAGACGACAUGAUGCUGGUGGCCCAGACUUACAGCGGAGAGAAGCGUGUCCUGCAGCCCAAUGACAGUAUUUAUUCCGACUCUCUAGUGACUCCAGGUAGACUGAUCGCCUGUCGGAGGGAUCUCAACGAGAUACUGCCGCCCCUGACUGAGUGUCCAGAACUGGGUCAGAAGCCCGUCAGAUUGCUGGGUAUCAACACGUGGGACGUAGCCGUGGCUCUCACAAACUUCGACUGGAGUCUCUUCAACUCCAUACAUGAGCAAGAUUUGAUCUUCUACACGUUCAGUCGUCAGGCCAGCAGUGGACACACGGUGGCGCUAGAGUUCCUGUUGCAGCGUUGCAAUGAGGUCCAGCAGUGGGUGAUGUCAGAGGUGCUGCUCUGUCCAUCGCUCGGCAAACGAGUCCAGCUGCUCAAGAAGUUCAUCAAGAUCGCUGCCCACUGUAAAGCGCAGAGAAAUCUGAACUCUUCAUUCGCUAUCAUCAUGGGUUUGAACACGGCAGCCGUCAGUCGUCUCAACCAGACGUGGGAGAAAGUUCCUGGAAAAUUCAAGAAGCUUUUCUCUGAGCUUGAGUUGUUGACGGAUCCAUCCAUGAAUCACAAGGCCUACAGAGACUCAUUCAAGAAGAUGAAACCGCCCAAAAUACCCUUCAUGCCUCUGCUGCUUAAAGAUAUCACUUUCAUCCACGAGGGGAACAAAACGUUUCAUGAUAAUCUUGUCAAUUUUGAGAAGCUGCACAUGAUUGCAGACACAGUCCGACUCAUCCGCUUCUGUCAGACGGAUCAAACAGGAAAUGAGCUUUCCCAGUGUGACAGUCCUGAAGUGCGAACGAGUGUGCAUUACCUGCACAUCAUUGACAAUCAGCAGACACUGUUUGAACUGUCUCACAGACUGGAGCCCCGAGUGUAACAGCCCUCUGCUGGACAUUCACUGCAACUGCACCAACGAAACGCAGCGUUUUCUCAAUGUUAACACAGGUUGAGCUGCUUAAAUAAAAGACAGCACCUUCACUGACAGAGACGAGACACUCUGAAACAAUUCCAGCUCCCAGCACUGACUGAACAGACACUGUUUGUGGGAUUUGUGGGAUUGUGUUUUUCAGGUCCACCAGGGGGCGACACUUUCACAGCCAAAUAAGUGAGAACUGUACAGUAUAUUGACCUGUUUGAGCACACAGGUUGUUAUUUUGAUGUUCAUAAAAUGUUGAAUUAAUGUCAGAAUUUAUUGAUGGUUGAUAUAAAUAUUUUCCAGUUAGAAAAAUAUAGGAAAACUGUAAGUUUUCCAGCAUUUGUUUUGUUGAAAUGCAGUUGUUAAUGUUAUUUAAUGUGGCUUUUUAUCUCUGAAAAUGAGUUUUACUGGUAUUUAUGUAUGAUUGUAUUAUUUCAGACAGCUAGGGCUGGGCGAUAUUGCUAAAUAAUUAUGUCUUGAUAGUUUUUAGCCUUUUGAUGAUCUUAAUAUUUAUAAUGUUUUUUUAAUGGUUUAAUAGAGUGAUUUGUUUUUAAUCUGAAAAACAUAAUUUCAACCAAAUAGCCAUUUUUACCAAUUCAAUUUAGAAUGUUAAAUGCCAAAAAUUAAAUAAAGAAUAAAGACAGUUGUUUUAAAUAAUCAAGACAUGUUUUGCACACUGUUUCUGACGAAAUAAACACAAGAAAACUUUAUUUUUUAAUAUUUUGAGUUAUUAUUAUCCAUUAAUAUAACAAUAAAUAAACAGCAAUAUUACUAACAUACUGUAUAUAUUUACUAUAAAAAAUAAUUAACAAUGAAAAAUGGCACAUUUUUGAGUAAUGAUGCAUUUUUGAAUCAAGUUUUGAAUAGAUUCAUUGAAUAGUUUCACGAGAAUGAAUAAAACGCACCAACUUUAACGCUAUUUUUCUACUCGAGUUUAAAUCGUAAAACGAAUCUAAUGACGCGUUCUUUCGGAAAAUGAAUGGCCUAAUAAAAAGUGCAAAAAAAAUAGUUGCGACAUUGCCUAAUUUUAUAUUGCUAGCAAAAUCAUCGCGAACAUAUUGUUAAUAUCCAAUAUAGCGCCCAGCCCUACAGCACACAUUCCAUAAACUCCGACUGAACAAACAAAGGUCAAAGGUCAUGAUGAUGUCAUAAUGAGCCAAACACUCACUUGAUUUAGAAUCUUGAUCAGUGUUGGGUGUAAUCUGAUUACAAAGUAAUUUGCUAUUGUAAUCUGAUUACUUUUAAGUUGGGGUGAAGUAGUGUAAGGCAAUGUAAUCUGAUUGCAGUUACUGACCUUUAAUUAAGUUAAUUAUUUUUUGUAUUUUUUUUGUAGAGAAUUAAUGUGUAAUGGAUUACUUUAUUGGAGUAAUUUACCCAACACUGAUCUAGAUAUUACAAGAUGAUUUGUAGUUUUUUUUGGUUUGUUUUUAUGCGUUAUAUUGCAUUUUAUUUCAUGUUUUGGGCAUUUUAAUGCCUGUUUUUGUGACAUAGCAACGACUGAAGCUUUACUUAUUAAGUGUAAUCGUUACAGUGACCUGACAGUAUUAUUUCAAAGUCAUUUAUGUCAUCUGUUUGAUGGUCGAGACUCUUGAAGAUGUUUGUUUUUCACUGGUGUGGCUGCUCUCUGAUGUCAUCGCAUUUGCAUACAGUUGUUUAUAUUUACAGCACUGAAACUCUUGUGUGAAAAUAAUUUAAAUAAUUCGUUUUAAAGUGACAUGCAUGCAUAUUGUACUUGCACUUACAUCUUUGUUUGUACAUUAUUGUGUAAGAAUGUAUAUACGUUUAUAUAUGUAAAGAAAUAAGUUGUUAGUCAUUUGCAAACACACGUUUUUGUGCCAAGCACUAUUAUGGGAUAGAAAUGCAAUAUGAGAACAUUUUAAUAUUGUGAAAUGUUUUUGAAAAGCCUUAGCUGCCGCUAUCAUUCCCCGUUCAUUCUGGAAGUGAAAUGCUGAAUUUUUAGUGGGAAGAAAAAGUCUUUUUAAAGGAAUAGUUCAUCUGAACAUUUAAUUCUGUCAUUGUAUACUCACUCUUGUGUCGUUACAAACCCAUGUGACACAAACAGAAACAUGUGACUUUAGAAGAGUUGGAAUGAUGCACACAAGUCGUAUCAACCACUUGCAUGAAAAAAAAACAACCGGUUUAUUCUUCAAACUUUCUCCUUUUGUGUUCCAGAAAGGCAUACAGGUUUGGAACAGCAUGAGGGUGAGUACAUGAUGAUUGAAUUGUCAUAUUUAGGUGAACUAUUCCUUUAAAAGGGUUUGAUAUGAUGUCAAAAUGUCGGUACUUGUUGCAGUUUCAUUCUGUGCAUCUCUUUUAAGAACUUUUAAAGGAAUUAAAGGUUUCAUUGAACUAGUUGAAGAGCUCAGGAAAGAGUCACAGAAGUCGGCCUCGAUGCCAUUAUUUUCUAUGUGAACAAAGAUGGUAUAAAGUGAAAUUUGGCUUACUGUGCCAAAUAGUGGCUCACUUUAUAUUUAUUCUUCACUGCCACAUUUGUUCACCGACACUGAAAGCAUCUCACCUUAACGUUCCUAUGACUGAAUACACAGACGUUUUGUAAUACUUCUAGUAACAACUUGUGCUUUUUUUGUGUUUGAAGAGAUGUUUCUAGGUGCACAAUGUACGAUGUGCCAUUCUUAGCUAGAGGUGGUGUCAAAAUGGGCUUUUCAGGUCAACGUUUGGGGCAUAUUUCACCUUAAAAUCAAAAGAAAAAAAAUGAUAAGAAAUUGUAAUUUGCAUCAAAAAUGUUGAUAAUAUUUGUAUGACAAGUAAACACAUUUUCUCCCAAAUUCUCUUUACCGUAACGUGAAAAAAGUCUUGUACAGUAACGGAAAUUAAGGUCAACAAAUACUAUCAUGUACACUUACAAUUGUACUAAUGUACUUCACACUUAUAGUAACGAGAAUGUUGUUGUUUUUAUGUUGUUUUUGCCUUACAGUAAUGAUCAUUUAGGGAGGCGGAUGCUUAAUUGUCAUGAAAAUGAUGUCACAAUGCAAAAAAGAAUUUUCAUAUUUGUGAUGCGAUCACUCUAAAUAUUCAUUUCAAUUUCAAAACAAAAUUCCAUCAUAUUGAAUUGAGUAAACUUUAACAAAACACUAAUACAAAAAUAUGAUAUAUUAAUAAAUAAAUAAUAGUUCUAUUGAUUACAUUUCUUUCCAAAUUUCGAUGUGAUGGAAUGUUUGAAACUGAAAUUCGUAGAUCUUACAAAUAGGCCAAAAUAUUUGCUAUAUAUUUGUCGAGUGUGUGAAGGUGAAUUAUUUUGAGAUUUGCUGAUUUCUCUAAAGUUGUGACUUGUGCCGUCUUUACAAGAACAACUUCAUUUCAAAGGGAGAAAACUGCAUUUACGUGCUGUUCUGUUCAAUUCCUGAUUGAAAUGGAUCACGGGGAGACACUGAGAAAAGGAAUCUUGUUGUAAUCUGCAAAUGUACAUAUAGAUAUGCUCUGAAUAGAAGACUUCAUGUUAAAAAAGAGAAAGGAAUUCAAAGCAAUAUAUUUACAGUAUGUUUUUCCUCUGUUGCUAUAGAAAACAUCUUUUCUAUAACCUGCAUUUUUACAAAAAUGUUUAAAAGCAAAUGUCAAUAAAAGAUUUAU
Molecule: messenger RNA, 6363 nt
Organism: Xyrauchen texanus (razorback sucker)
Lineage: Eukaryota; Metazoa; Chordata; Actinopteri; Cypriniformes; Catostomidae
Gene: rapgef5a
Product: Rap guanine nucleotide exchange factor (GEF) 5a
Biological process (GO): positive regulation of GTPase activity; Ras protein signal transduction
Cellular component (GO): plasma membrane
Molecular function (GO): guanyl-nucleotide exchange factor activity
Source: RefSeq, a predicted model, not a curated record